This is a messenger RNA of Osmerus eperlanus (European smelt), 634 nucleotides long. RefSeq lists its product as uncharacterized. The transcript has 2 exons. Bases 11 to 634 code for a protein of 207 amino acids. NCBI's taxonomy places the organism in Eukaryota, Metazoa, Chordata, Actinopteri, Osmeriformes, Osmeridae. The record is from RefSeq and is a predicted model, not a curated record.
UGUGCUAAAAAUGGAUUCCACCAGGAAAGUGGUGAAGAAGCUGUCUGGGGAGGGCAAAGGCUCAGCCGAGUGGUUCACCAGCAUCGGCAACGAGCACUCCCAAAUUGUGACCUUUGUGCUGACGUGCGAGGAGUCCACAGACAAGCUGACACCAAUGUGCAGUGGAGUCACGGAGAGGUUCCAGCUGGCCAACCAACCUGCCCCCAAAAUCAUGUACGUUGACCGUGGUUGUUGCCGUGCACAGGGCCCAACGGCGUUGGAGACCAUGUUUCAGCCCUGGGUGGACGAUGGGAUGGUCGUGUGCCUGGACAUCUUCCAUUGGAUCCACAGAUUUGACGCAGCUAUCCGCACGGAGGAGUCUCACUCCAAGUACGCUGCCUUCAAGUCUGCCAUAGCUGGAGCGGUCAUGGCCUACAACAAGGCUGAUCUGGAGCUGCUCAUAGGGGCUGUAAAGAACCAGAACGUGUUGCUGGGCGCCUUAUCCGAUGAGGAUAUUGUCCAACAGCACCUCUCAAGGGACCAGCUCCAACACCACGUGAGGAGAGUCACUCUCGGAGCUCAGGGAACCUUCUGGCUCGUCCACCAGACCAUCGAGGAGCUGAAAGUCCUGCUGGGGUGGACGAGAGUGGAGUGA